AUGGGUUUUGGUCAUAGCAAACCUUCAGCCACGGGCCCAGAUGAGGUCCUUAAGCAGCGCCUUGUGCUUAAACCUGAAGACAUUCCAUCCCUUCCACUUGUGUCGCACUAUGUAUACGCCUUGUUUUCAUUACAAGUAUAUGGUCAUCCAAAUACUCCGCCACCCCCUGCCUCUUGGCAGGUCCUUCUGACAGCUACGGAUCUACAUUUGGAUAAGGAGGGUUAUUUUGCUGCAGCAUAUAUUAACGAAGGGUUACGUCACUGCAUUAUCGCCCAACGGGGCACAACCAAUGCGCUUAGCCUUCGAGCUGGUGUUUGGACAUACUUUGAUGAGCGGACUAUCCAAUUUAGUUUGGCGCGUCAGUUCUCAAAGCAAGUGCGUUUGCACCUAAGCGUUACACGAGGGGAGACGCCGGAGUGGUUUAUCAGCUACACUGGGCAUAGUUUUGGUGCUGUUCUUGCGGCGUGCCGUGCGGUCGAGGAGCAUACGCAUGCCGUCACUUUCGAGUCACCAGGGUGCAAGAAUUUCAUUGAAAAAACAAUGAGCCCCUUCAAGGCGGAGGAUGUAGAUAUUAUCACGUACCUACGCGCGCCUAAUCCUAUCAAUACCCUUCGCCCGCAGUGUGGUUACAUUGUACAAAUGCCUUUUGCAGCGGAGCAUAGUACCUCAUUACAGCCUCGUGUUGCGUCUUCCUCAAUGUUGCGACUUCCUUCUAUCCCUACACCUCAAGAGUUCAUACGUGGGCAGCUACCCCGUGUGGUGGGGAUUCCAGACCUCCAGCAAUAUGUUGGGAAGAUUGAGCCUCUCCUUCGUGAGAUGUUGGAACACACACAACAGGUGCAUGCCAUGCUUAGCAUUAUUAACCACUUCAAAGGAGAUAAUGAACCAUCGAAUGAAGAAGUUGUGCUACGCUGGCCGUCAAAUUUAAUGCAAUUUUUGGAAUACUAUAAUGCAAAAAAAGCUUUGGAGGAUCCUGCAAACCAACAGCUGAAUCUUACCGCGGCCUAUGAAUCAUUGAUUCGGGAUUUAUACGUCACAGCUGAACGACCCCGAAAUAGUUUGCCCCUUCGUUUCCUCAACAAGGAUUCGCUGAAGCUUCUAUGGUUAUGGUCCCAGGAUAAUGUUAUCAAUCGGACGAAGUUGCCACUCACGAUGAUGGAUCAGAAGGUGCUUAACACCACAACUGUUGAGGAUGGUUGUAUGUGCACCUCUGUGCUUACAGCCUUCCAAACAAAGCAGUAUCUUUCGCACCUUGUUUUUAGGCCAGAAAUACGCAAGAUUCUUGAUAAGCUAGAAUUUGACCCUCUGUUAGGUAACAGGAGUAAGCUGUGA
This is a messenger RNA of Trypanosoma grayi, 1332 nucleotides long. RefSeq lists its product as hypothetical. The record is from RefSeq and is a predicted model, not a curated record. Bases 1 to 1332 code for a protein of 443 amino acids. Lineage: Eukaryota; Euglenozoa; Kinetoplastea; Trypanosomatida; Trypanosomatidae. The transcript has a single exon.